AGCGGACUUUCAGUUUCUAUCCAGCAGCCGUCGCGUUCGGUUUGCGCAAGCUGUUCUCCCGAAAACAAAAGGUUCGUCGACAAACUGUGCGCCCAACUCCUUCGUCCCUUCGAGCGCAAAGUGUAAAAUUUCGUCCAUUCCAUCGCGGUUCCUUUACCUUCGGGUGGGCAUUGCUUAGGGCGAUAGUAGAACUUCCAUUAAAUGCGGCUAAACUGUAUCGAAUCUGAAUGAACGCCACCUUGGACGAAAUUGGUUGGAUGUGUUCAGUGAUUUGAAAUUUGAUUGAUGUUUUCGGUGAUUUUUUUGUGUGAAUACCUUCUUCGGGUGUUUUAGUGUUUUUGCGGACAUUAAUUUACUAUUAAGUGUGAUUUAGUUGGGCUCUUUUUAUAUUGUGCUAGCAAGGUUAAACAGAUUGAUUUGUGCUCGGUGCGAAGUGAUUGAAUAAUUGUAACGAUCGUUUUUUUUUUCUUCUUUGCUUAAUUUCUUCACUACUCCGUGUGUUUGUAGAUCAAUUGUGAUGCUAAUGUCAUUGUGUUGCCCAAAAGCAACUUUCAAAUAGGUCAGCCUUUUGAGGAUAAUUACAGAGUAAAAGCAUUAAGUGAAGGUUUGUUUUUUUUUCUCGUGUGUGUCCAUCCUCCUUAACAGCCUUCGUUUUGGGUGCUUUAAGUGAAGCCAACAAGUAGAGUAGCAGUAAAACACAUACACAAGAAGAAGAAAAAACAGCCCCAACGCGUAGUGUUAUUUGCAAAAUCUUUACUGAACAGGCUUUGCGAAAAACAUUAUUGUACCCACCAUUUUGCUGGUCAUCGUUGCCGUAACGACAUUUUAUCGUACCAUCUCCCGUAAGGAACUCGGAUACAACCGUUGUAUCCAGGCGCAUGCACAUGCAGUACGCGUGUUAGGACAAACGCCACGCCAUCCUUCACAUACGGAUCUCGGUAGCGAUUACAACGGAUAUAACACAGGAAAAAUGGAAGGUCGAGAUAAUAAUGGCUUCAUCGGUGAUAAUAGCCCCUCUAUAGUGGGUCAGUUCCGUUGGAAUGCUCCACCUGCGAAUGGAGUUCAUGUCCCCGGUACGCAGGGUGUGGCUCUUACCGAUGUGGAACUGGCAGGAGGUAAAACCGUCCACAGGACAACGGCAUCGGAAAACGUUUCGCGAAAUGGAACCGGUACCGCUGUGCCCGUCCAACCCAGUGCCGAUCGAGACCAGUGGGGUAAGGGUAUAGAGUUCCUGAUGUCCUGUAUCGCCAUGUCGGUUGGUCUCGGCAAUGUGUGGCGAUUUCCGUUCGUGGCACUGGAGAAUGGUGGCGGUGCAUUUGUGAUACCGUACAUCAUUGUGCUGCUACUCGUUGGCAAACCGGUCUACUACAUGGAGAUGAUCAUUGGGCAGUUCUCUAGCCGGGGAAGCGUUAAGGUGUACGAUAUGGCCCCGAUCAUGCGAGGUGUUGGCUAUGGGCAGCUGUUCUCGGUGGCUACACUAAUAACGUAUUACUCUUCGCUCAUGGCGCUAAUUGCACGGUAUAUGAUAGACUCGUUUAUGAAUCCUCUGCCUUGGGCCAAGUGUCGCCAGGAAUGGUUACCGAACUGCAUUGAUUCGGAAGCCAAGGCGAUGGGAUCGGCUUCGUACAGUGUCAACGGCACAGGUCUCUCGAUGGCCAGUAGUUCGGAGUUGUACUUUACUAAGGUAGUGUUGAAGGAACUGGACGGAAUUGACGAUGGUAUUGGACUGCCGGAUCUAAGAUUGACCCUAUUCCUGGUUCUGUCAUGGUCGCUGGUGUUUCUGACCCUGAUCAAAGGUGUGAAAAGUUCUGGAAAAGCUUCCUACUUCCUGGCGCUCUUCCCAUACGUUGUUAUGACCGUUCUUCUGGUUCGCGCCUGCACACUCCCAGGAGCUGUGGACGGUAUCGUGUACUUCCUUAAACCACAGUGGGACAAAAUCUACGACCCCAAGGUAUGGUACGCAGCAGUGACGCAGUGUUUCUUCUCGCUUUCGAUCUGUUUCGGCAACAUCAUUAUGUACUCGUCUUACAAUAAAUUCCGGCACAAUGUAUAUCGCGACGCCACGAUCGUCACAUCGAUCGAUACCUUUACCUCGCUGCUGGCCGGUUGCACUAUUUUUGGCAUUCUCGGCCAUUUGGCACACGUUACCGGUAAAACGGAUGUUGGCAAUGUUGUCAAAUCGGAUGCAGGUUUGGCGUUCAUUUCCUACCCGGAGGCAAUUGCUAAGUUUGAGGUAUUGCCACAAGCAUUUUCGGUACUCUUCUUUCUGAUGCUGUUCGUGCUCGGUAUUGGUAGUAAUGUCGCGAUGACAUCGUGCGUUAUGACGGUUAUUAAGGAUCAGUUCCCCAAGGUACGCAACUGGCAAGCGGCAACGAUUAUCGCUAUCUGCGGUGUGCUGCUCGGAAGCAUUUACGUUACUCCGGGUGGCCAGUACGUGCUGAAGUUGGUUGAUUAUUAUGGUGCUUCGUCGAUCGCUUUGGUACUCGCGAUUGCUGAACUGAUUGCAAUCGGCUGGGUUUACGGUGUAGACCGGUUGUGUAAGGAUACGGAAUUCAUGCUGGGACAUCGGCCAAAUCUUUACUGGAGGCUUUGCUGGCGCUGGAUCACACCGCUUCUCAUGUUUGUGAUUCUUAUCUACAACCUUGUCACGCUGGAACCGCUAAUGUACAAGCAGUACGUUUAUCCGACGAUCGCAUACGACAUUGGUUGGUGCAUUUUCGCAUUCGGACUGCUGCAGCUUCCAAUUUGGGGUGCUUAUGCCGUCUAUAAGCAGAGUGGGAAAACGCUCAACGAGAAAAUAAAGAACUCCUUCAAACCUACGCCUGCUUGGGGACCGCUCGAUCCUGCGACACAUUACGAAUACAAGAAGUUCAUCGACGAGGACUGAUCCGCUAGCCUAGCGAUCGAUGAGCAAAUGGUAGCUAACAAUUACACAGUAUUGCUAGUAUUUUAACUAGAAUCGGACUAUCCGAUCGACGAUGUUUCGUUCAGCGAAACGCAACGGUGUUACUGUUAUGUGAUACAUAUUCUUUAGUAUUGGUUGUAAUUUAUUGUACACACAAGAUAGAAUAAAAUAAAAGCCAAUCCGCCACCGAUCGGGCACACCGACGACCGCCGUCAGGUGUUGUAAAAUGCCAUGGUUAAA
Molecule: messenger RNA, 3145 nt
Organism: Anopheles funestus (African malaria mosquito)
Lineage: Eukaryota; Metazoa; Arthropoda; Insecta; Diptera; Culicidae
Product: sodium-dependent nutrient amino acid transporter 1-like
Exons: 8
Coding region: 971-2887 (638 amino acids)
Biological process (GO): sodium ion transmembrane transport
Cellular component (GO): membrane
Molecular function (GO): L-amino acid transmembrane transporter activity
Source: RefSeq, a predicted model, not a curated record